UUGAGACGAUGAAUACGUAGCGUGAAUUCAAAUUUAAUUAUAAAAAUAAUUUAAGAAAAUUAAAUGCGAUAAAAUUCGAUUUGGUUUUUUCCUAAAUAUUUAAUUAUAAAUAUUUAAAAAAUAAUUAACUGCAAUUAUUUGUAAAAAUAAUUCUCAUAUAAAAGAUCGUCGCUCAAUUGAAUUCAUCAUGAGUGAUAGAAUGUUCAUUAAAAAUCAAUUUAUUCCAGCACAAAAUUAUUCAAAUGUUAUUGAGCCAUUACCAAAACGUCAAUUAAUAUUAUUUUAUAUUGAAUCAAUAUGUAUUGGUGUAUGGAUAUUAAUAAAAUGGUUAUUAUUUUUUAUAUGGAAUAAUAUAACAAUAGCAUCAAAAAAUCAUUUUAAUCGUAAUCAAAAUAAUCAACAACAACAACAACAGCAGCAACAAUAUCAUCAACAAAAUCAAAAAUCAUUAGAAUUAUUAAAUAAUUAUUAUUAUUAUUCAACAAUUAAUAAUGAUUAUUAUCCAAAUAAACCACCACAAAUAUUAGUUGAUAAUAAACUUGGACGUCAUUCAUAUAUUAAAUUAAAAGGUGUUAAAUUUCAUUAUGUUGAAUGUGGUAAUAUUGAAAAUCCAUUAAUAAUAUUAUUACAUGGUUUCCCUGAUUGUUGGUUAGGAUGGUAUAAACAAAUUAUUGAAUUAUCAAGAUUUUUUCAUGUAAUAUCAAUUGAUUUAAAAGGAUUUAAUGAUUCAGAUAAACCAAAUUGGAGAAAUUUUUAUAAACCAGAAAAAAUCUGUGAAGAAUUAAAACAAUUUAUAUUUUCAUUAGGUUAUAAUACAACAACAAUAAUUGGACAUGAUUUAGGUGCAUUAAUUGGAUGGUAUUUUGCACAUACAAAUCCAGAUAAUAUUGAACGUUUUAUAUGUAUAAGUACACCACAUCCAAAUUUAAUAUGGGAUAAUUUAAAUACAAAAUGUAUUAUGAAUAGAACAUGGUUAAAAUUUAUUCAAUUACCAUAUAUACCAGAAUUAGAUCAUUCAUCAAGAUAUUCAAAUUUUUUAGAAAAAUGUUUAUCAAAAAUUUUAUUAGAUAAAUCAUCAACAACAACAGCAGCAUCAAAAAUUUUAUAUUCAAAAAAAUCAACAUCAAAUACAAAUUUAAUAAAUAAUUUAUAUUUAAAUAAUAUAAAUAAUCAAUUAAUAUUUGAUGGUAAAAAUUUUGAUCAAAUUUAUACAAAAGAUAAUUUAAAAGAUUGUUAUAAAUAUAUAUUUAGUAGACGUAAUGAUUGGACUGGACCAUUAAAUUAUUAUAGAUCAUUUCCAUUUUAUCGUAUUAAAGAAAAUUGUAUUAUUAAAUGUCCAGUUUUAUUAAUAACUGGUAAUGAAGAUGAUUAUUAUCGUUUAGAAUCAAUUAUUAAAAGUACAGAUUAUUGUAAUAAUUCAAUUGUUAAAAUAAUUGAAGCAUGCGGUCAUUGGCCACAUAGGCAAGCCUCAAUCGAAUUUAAUAAAAUUUUAUUAAAUUUUUUAGUUGGUAAAAGAGCACAAGAACAACAAUAUAUUGAUGAAAUGAAUAAAAUGAAUACAAAUAAUGAUGGUAAAAAUAAUAUUAUGACAAAAGGUAUUAUGGGAAGAAUGUUUGGUGCUGUAACAAGUACAAGUGUUAAAAUUGGUUCAUCUGUUAUUGAUUCGGUACAUCAAAAAACUAAUACAGUACUAAAUAAUGCAUUAUAUUAGAAUUUAUUAUAUGUAUGUAUAUAUGAGAAUAUACAUAUAUAUAUACAAAAUUUUUUUUUUAAUAUGUUCAUUGUUAAUUAAUUUUUUCGUUUAUUUUUCUAUUCGA
Condylostylus longicornis is the source of this 1817-nucleotide messenger RNA. Its product is annotated as epoxide hydrolase 4-like. The transcript has a single exon. The record is from RefSeq and is a predicted model, not a curated record. Gene Ontology annotation, molecular function: hydrolase activity. Lineage: Eukaryota; Metazoa; Arthropoda; Insecta; Diptera; Dolichopodidae. The coding region runs from base 188 to 1711 and encodes 507 amino acids.